Molecule: messenger RNA, 849 nt
Organism: Lactuca saligna
Lineage: Eukaryota; Viridiplantae; Streptophyta; Magnoliopsida; Asterales; Asteraceae
Source: the annotation of a GenBank genome assembly
AUGGUCUUCUUCUCACUUGUGUUCUACUGCUGGAGUAAGCUCGGUAAUACCACCCGACCAGUACGAAUCGUCCAAGAAACUCAAUGGGAAGCAGUGGAGGAGGAUAUUCACAGCAAGGCUACAAUACUCGACCCCAGACAAACACCUGGGCCCCACCCGCACCCCAAAUGCAACAGAAUGGAUAUGCCGGAUAUGCCGCUGGCUGGGACCAGUCCGGUCAGCAAACCGCACCGAGAGCUGCUGCUGGUGGUGGUUAUGAUUACUAUAACCAGCAAAGCUCCCCAAACCCAACCACCUAGCAUCACCGUGGCGGUAGUAGAUAGGUCUGGUUAUAGGUACACUGGAUAUAAUGAAACCUCUGAUGGUCAAACUAGUUUAUAUGGUGGACAAGGUGAUACCACUACUGCUCAAUCUCCACCACCUGCAUCUGGAGUUCAAUCUGGUUAUGUUCAGCCUCCACCGCUUGCUGCUGCUUCAUAUCGUUCCUAUGGGGCUCAGCCGCCUUCUGGAUAUGGAGGAUAUGGACAAAAGCCUCCUGUUACUCCACCGGAUUAUGGACAGCCGCCGCCACACCAGUCUCCUAAUUCUUCCCCACAAGGUGGUGGCUAUGCCCAACCAGCUCCUUAUAGUGGUUAUGGGCAGGCGGAUGCAAGCGGUCAGCGCCCUCCUUAUGGUGGUGCUGCUGCUAGGUAUGGCCACGCAGCGUAUGGGCAGCAUCAUAUAGAGGCUCAUAUGGUGGUGGUUUCCCCCAGCAACCUCCUGCAUAUGCCGGCGAAGCGGUUGCUCCGGCAACCGAAGCAAGUCAUGGUAGCAGUGGUGGUGGUGGGCAAGUGUUGGUGCAAGUGUUGA